ACACACAACAAAGUUUUCUUUUGUACAAUUCGGCGUUUUCCUGCUCCCCUUGAUGAACUGUGCCGGGGGAACAUUGUGGAAGUCAAAUCUAAACAAUGCCGAAGGGAACGUGGUCAUGUCAGUGAACCAUUACAGAGUGCAGCCAAGUUGUCUCCCUCCUCCCCACCCUCCCCGAAACCAAAGCAGGAAUCAGCGCUGGAAGGUAUGAAGGCUGCCUGAUUGGAGGCUGGGCUAACUCGGGGCGGACUGACAGCCACUUGCCCUCAGUUUGCCUGCCCACUGACAGCUCCACUCCGGGGGGAGAGCUGAGCGCACUGGAGCCGCGGCCGCUGCACCUCGGGACCUGUUGAGUUUAGAGUUGAACGCACGGUGGGAGGGGAGAAAAAAGAACUUUAUUUCUUUUGGCUCUUGUUUUCCUUGAGCCGGUGGAGUCAACUCAGCAGCGGGAAGCCGAACUCCGGCCGUGCCUGAGAUCUCAGGCCGCCCGUGGCUGGGAAAAAAAAUGUGAAAAGUGCGGUGCCUCCAAGGGGUCGAGGCUGCAACUGGUCAACUGCUGGGGACUGUCAGCACCUUCCCCUGUGUGUGUGUGUGAGAGAGAUAGACCCUGUGAUCUACCCAAACCCAGUGACAGAGCCCCAACAAGAGAAACCAAUGCCAGCCGAAUGGUACCUCCCGAGACUAUUGCCAAGGAUUCUGCAUCAACAGUUGGCAAGGAACACCAUGCUGGUGAUGCCCAGUCACUAGGUGAGAUUGGACACUCGCAGAGAGAAGUUUGCAGAGAGACUUGUCACAGUCCGCCCGAUUUACUGGUGAAAUGAGCAGUUCAGACAACGAGAGACCGGCACUGCAGAAAUCGCUCCCAAGAUCGGGUUCACGAUGAAACUCUUGCUCUGGGUGCAUUUAAUCGCCGGGUUGUAUGGGGUCACCGCCGGCAACAGGAGCUGCCCUGACUUGAUCAUCGAUAGCUGCAGCUGUACCAGUGAGCGCUCGAAGGGACCGGGCAGACAGAUCAUCCGGAUCAAAGUGGCGUGCAGUCAUGGCGAGUUGUUGGAAACUUUGCAGUCCAGCCUCCUGCCGAACCAAACCGUCACAUUGAUCCUGAGUAACAACAAGAUCUCAUUGCUGAAGAAUGGCUCUUUCUUUGGCUUACGCUCUCUAGAGAGACUGGAUUUGAAGAAUAACUUGAUUAGCAACAUUGAGCCUGGGGCUCUCUAUGGGCUUCCAGAAUUGAAGCGGCUAGAUCUGUCAAACAACAGGAUAGGAUGUCUGAGUCCUGAGAUAUUUACAGGCCUCACCAGUUUGACUAAGCUGAAUUUGUCGGGGAACAUUUUUUCAACCCUUCCUCUUGGACUGUUCAUUGAACUUAGCGCAUUAAAAGUUUUGCACUUUAGCACUGAAUCUCUAAUGUGUGACUGCAACCUUAGGUGGCUCUUACAGUGGGCCAGAAACUCUUCAGUUCGAAUAGCAGAUGAAACUGUGUGUGUCUACCCAAGUGCUCUGCAGGGAAGGCCAUUCAAAACUUUGAAGGAAAACCAAUUGACAUGUGAUGGCCCACUUGAGCUGCCUUUAUUUCAGAUGAUUCCAUCACGACAACAAGUGGUAUUCCAUGGCGAUCGUCUACCUUUUAUGUGCACUGCAACGUAUGUGGAUAAAACAACCCAAAUCCAAUGGCACCAUAGCGGGAAAAUAGUGGAAACAGAUGAAGAUAAUGAAAUAUUUGUAGAACCCGUUAUAAUACAUGACUGCUGCUUAAUAUCCAGUGAGCUGAUCCUGACCAAUAUUGAUGUUGAUGCAACUGGAGAGUGGGAGUGCCUUAUCACUACCGCCCGAGGAAAUAGCAGCAAGAAGGUAGAAAUUAUGGUGCUAGAAACCGCUGCACCUUACUGUUCCGCAGAGCGAGUCACCAACAAUAAAGGGGACUUCAGAUGGCCUCGAACAUUGGCUGGUAUCACAGCAUACUACCCCUGUACACGAUAUCCAUUUGGAUCUGUACCUUAUUAUGGAGACCAUCGGCAAAGAAAAGCAUGGCGUAAAUGUGAUCGAACUGGACGCUGGAUGGAAGGAAACUACACUGAGUGUGCUUAUGCAAAUGAAGUUACGAGAGUCCUUCACGCAUUCAGCCAGAUUCCGGUGAAUGCCACCAAUGCUCUUGCUUUUGCUCAUCAACUGAUGACCUACACGGGAAAUGCAGCUAACUUUGCAGACAUGAUGGAUGUCAUUUUUGUGGCUCGCAUGAUUCAGAAGUUAAUCAUCUUUGUGGAUCAAGUCAAAGAUCUGGGAGAAUCCAUCACAGAAAUAGCCAGCAACAUGAUGCUAGUGGAUGAACACAUACUGUGGAUGGCCCAAAAUGAAGAGAAAGCUUGUACCCGAAUCGUGCAGUGUGUGGAAUUCAUUGCAAGUCUUGUGUUAACCAGCAAUGCACAGGAUAUUUCAAAGGUUUCUAUGAAUAUAGCACUGGAAGCCUUCAUGAUCAAGCCAGCUAGUUUCACAGGCAUGACAUGCACCGCCUUCCAGAAAAUGGGUUUGCAUCCAGGCAGACCAUUGAUCCGUGACGUGGCUAGACUGGAUUGGGAGGCUGACUAUCGUCGGGAUCAUCAUCUGAAUUUCAAAUGCAAUACAGGCAAUCUGGCCAGUUCUCUCGUGAAUUUCCCAGUUAAGAACACCGUAGCAGUGGCAUCAGUUCAGUUGCCACCAGCAAUUUUCACUCAUUUCCUCGCCUUGCACACUGUUGACAACUCAUCUUGCAAGCUACAAUUUAUUGUAUUUCGAAAUGGAAAACUCUUCCCCAGCACAGGUAACUCAUCAAACCUUGCUGAUGAUGGGAAACGCAAGUGUGUCUCGACUCCAGUUGUCUUCGUCAAAAUAGAUGGGUGCAGCUUUGGGAACCUCACUAAACCCAUUACUGUUGUUCUGAGGCAUUUUGCGCUGGGUACAGAUCCCACUGCAGCAUAUUGGGAUUUUGACCUUUUGGAUGGGCACGGUGGUUGGCAUGCUAAAGGGUGCCAUAUAACAGGCUCUGCAAGCAAUAUUACCACCAUUCAAUGUGUGCACUUCGGUAACUUUGCAGUCCUAAUGGAUUUGAAGACUGUGCUUUCCUUCAAUCAGUACCCAGGGGAAUAUCUGCACCCUGUGGUGUAUGCGUGCACUGCAGUUCUUUUGCUGUGCCUUUUUGCAUCUAUUAUCACCUACAUUGUGCAUCACAGCACCAUCCGCAUUAGCAGAAAAGGCUGGCAUAUGUUGCUGAACUUCUGUUUCCAUACUGCCCUGACGUGUGCAGUAUUUGCUGGAGGCAUCAAUCGCACAAAAUACCCAAUCAUCUGCCAAGCUGUCGGAAUUGUUUUACAUUAUUCCACCCUAUCUACAAUCUUCUGGACUUGUGUCACUGCCAGGAAUAUUUACAAGCAAGUGACUAGAAAAGUCCCUCAGUACCAUGACAAUGACCAGCCACAACACACUCAGCAACCAAUGUUGAGGUUUUAUUUGAUUGGAGGAGGCAUACCUUUCAUAAUUUGUGGGAUCACUGCUGCAACAAAUAUCAACAAUUAUGGGAGUGAAGACAAUGCACCAUAUUGCUGGAUGGCAUGGGAGCCUAGCCUUGGUGCAUUUUACGGGCCUGCUGCUUUCAUUGUGCUUGUUAGUUGUGUCUAUUUUCUGUGUACAUUAGUGCAAUUGAAACGACACCCAGGGAAGAAAUAUGAGCUAAAGGAGAUGACAGAAGAACAACAACGAUUGGCCAGCACAGAGGUAGGCCCCAGUCAUGUAACGGACUCCAGCUCUGUGUCGCACACAUGUUCAAUGGUUUCUUCUUCAAUGCUGGAAAACGAGCAUUCAUUUAAGGCUCAGCUUCGUGCUUCUGUGUUCACUCUGUUUCUCUUCAUUGCUAUGUGGACUUUUGGAGCCCUCGCAGUCUCACAAGGACAUUUCCUCGAUAUGAUAUUCAGUUGCUUGUAUGGAGCAGUCUCAGUAACUCUCGGACUGUUUAUUCUGGUUCACCACUGUGCAAAACGUGAUGAUGUCUGGCAUUGUUGGUGGUCCUGCUGCAAAUCCAAUAGGAAUACAUACGCUGUUCAAAUGAACGUUCGUCCCCAGGUAACCAUGAACGGCGAUGCUCAGCUUCAUGUCCCAUGUCUCCUGGAUUCUCCAUGUCCCAGUAAAUCAUCAUCCAGUUGCAAUCAUUCAGUAUCUGGACUCUGUAAGCUAACUAAUCUACAGGCCGUCCAAAAUCAUGUAAAUUGUCUUUCACCAGUUACACCAUGUUGUGCCAAAGUGCACAGUGAACAGAUUAUUGAUGACGAUGAGGACAUUCAUCUGCGUGCUGAUGGUACAUGUCGAUCAGGAAUGCAUAUCCACAGAUGUCAAAAAAGCCGAACUAAACCGCGACACUUUGUUCGGCACAGCAGGUCAGCAGCCCAGAGAGAAUACGCUUAUCAUAUCCCUUCCAGCAUAGAUGGAAGUGUCCAUAGCUCACAUACAGAAAGUCAUCACAGUGUCCAGGACAGCCAGUCCAUCCAAAGGCAAAUUGUCUGUGCAAAAAAUGAUCAGUGCCCCAAUGUCUGCCAGCCUGAAAGUAGUGAUGCCAGCACAGUGCUAUAUGGAUGCAAUAAAGCUGUAGACAGUGGUGUCAGUACGGAAGCUUUACACCAAGGAGUUACGUUUGAGAUGCAGUCACGGAGACAAUCUUGUCCUCUAAGUGUAACCAACCAAAAUGGAAUACUGAAGGGAAACCUGCAUGAAGCCAUCAUUUAUACUUCAGACAGUACAGGAAAUAUAAGGACUGGUCCUUGGAAAAAUGAAACUACUGUGUAGUUUUUAAGUUUCAUGACUACAAAUUUAAAUCAUUAUUGCUACAAAAGUUGUAUAUAAAUUUUGUAUAAUGCUUAUGUGUUUGUUUACAUAAUUCAUUGUGCAGAUUUCAAGUAACAUUUGCAUAUUUGUAUGUAUACAUCUAUAUUUGUACAGCACAUACAAAGUAUCAUGAGAGCAGUAUUAUAUAAUGUAUUUGUAUUUCAAACUACAAACGAUGCAUUUGUGUUACCACAAUGUGGACGUUGUUGAAAAGUUAGUCUGCAGAUAUAUCACAAUUAUGUUGAAGCUUUGGAUUUUUUUUUUCAAUGUAUUGGUUUCUUUGAAGUAAGGAGCCACAAAUUAAGGUAAGCAUUACUGUUACACUAAAGAGACAGUAGCCCUUUGGAUGGCUAAUAUAAGUACCGUCCUAAUGCCUGUUAAAGUUUCCCUAAUCAUUAGUAGAAACAAUAUCAUGUGCAAUUUCUUCAAAGGAUAAAUUUAUCAUUUCUAAUUAUUUUUUCCUGAAAAUUCAUUGGAAUAUGUCAUUAAUAAACUUUUAACAGAAUCCUGCAUUCAGUAAAAUAACUGUGGAACUUUUAUUUUACUUGGCACAUGAGGGGAUGAUUUCUCUUGUGUGCUAAGUUUAAAUUGUAAGCCUCAGUAAUGUAGAUGAAUUCCAAUUUUUCACAAAGAAUACAGAAGAAACCUUUCCCACUAAAUUAAAUAUAAAAGGGUAUUGGCUCUUUAACUUUGUAGGAAGAAAUUGUGUAUUAAGUCUAUUGUAAGGCAUACAGUACAUGUUAGUGUAACAUGCAUGAUUUUUGUUCAGUUAAAACAUCAGUAUUUUGUCAUCUGCUAUUAUGUGUAAAAACUAAUUAUUUUGGUGAUGUAAAAGCCAAUAGCUUUGUUUUUAAUCCAUGCAAUUGAACCGUAAAGCAGAAACAUAGUCAUUGAACUCCUUCACUAGCUAAAGUGCCACAGCACAUGUAUAAGGUUAAUGCGAUAACUGUGCUAGGGAUGACAGUUUUCGGUUGUCUGUGCAGAGCAUGCAGUGCCUGUUGUAUGUUACAGUGUACACUGUAUAAUGAAUUGUUGUUUUCAGUAAAUGCAGAUAUCACCAUGUCUAUUAGUAAAAACAGCAAAAAAAAACCUUCAAAUCCAGUUUGGCAUCUAUUUUAAUAAGAUUGUUUUUAAGUAUAUGUUCAGUCAUCUUCAUUACAAUAUAAAUGUGAAUUCAGGUAACGCCAGUUGCAUUUGAUCCAACUAGUUUCCCACGUAAGGGAAGGCAUUGAACAGAAAUAUAAUAUUCAUAAUGUUACAGUUUAUCGCAUCAAAUUACUAGUUAUCUUAUUAUUACCUAAGUUUAUUUUAGUCUGGUGUAUUUAAAGAUAUGGUAGCACUGCAGUUAUUGCUGGACUAGUAAUCCAGGUAACUUGUGGUCAAAUUCCAACAUGGCAGUUCUUAAGAAUCGAGAAAUAAAAAGGAUUGUAUAAGUAAAUCCAGCUGUGAAACUGUCCGCUUUUCAUUAAAUCUCACCUUGUUCAUUGCUGCCUUUAGGAACAGAAACCUACUGGUUUUAUUUGCACUGGUCUAUGUAUGAUUCCAAUCUCACAACAAUGUGGUUGACACUAACAGCCCUCAAAAGAGGCCUCAGAAGCCACUCAAUUCCAGGAAUGGGCAACAUUGGCUACGUUAUGCUUAACCCCCACCCCGCUUCCUGCAACCAUAUCACCAUAACUUUCUGGUCCUUUCUCUACCAUAGGCUUAUGUACCUUGAAUACAUAAAGCUACACAUGGCUUGUUUUUCUGGAACCAGACAAUUCCAAUGCAAGGUAGUGUACAAUCUCUCAAUUCUCUACAUAAUUUGUGGAAACAAGGUGAGAAAGGUUUUGUCCUUUGAAGUCAAACAAGAUGAAAGAAUUUUCAGCAGAUAAUCAGUUGCCACCAAUCCCCAAUUGAAGAAUCGUACUCCUUAAUGUGAAACUAAAGGAAACAUUAAGAGACGCAAAGGUACUGAAUAUGCAUUUAAAUAUCAAUCAAGUAGUUUGGUAAUACACAACUGAAUAUGUGGGCUGAGUUUGAAGGGCAUAACUUCUGGAAUGGCCUGGCACCAGAUGAUGAAGGAAAUAAAAACAGGAGUGUCGGAGGCUGAGGGGUGACUUUAUAGAGGUUUACAAAAUUAUGAGGGGCAUGGAUAGAGCGAAUAGGCAAAGUCUUUUCCCUGGGGUCAGGGAGUCCAGAACUAGAGGGCAUAGGUUUAGGGUGAGAGGGGAAAGAUAUAAAAGAGACCUAAGGGGCAACUUUUUCACACAGAGGGUGGUAGGUGUAAGGAAUGAGCUGCCAGAGGAAGUGGUGGAGGCUGGUACAAUUGCAACAUUUAAAAGGCAUUUGGAUGGGUAUAUGAAUAGGAAGGAUUUGGAGGGAUAUGGGCCAGGUGCAGGCAGGUGGGACUAGAUUGGGUUGGGAUAUCUGGUCGGCAUGGACGGGUUGAACCGAAGCGUCUGUUUCCAUGCCAUACAUCUCUAUGACGGCUUAUAUAAGUCUAGGCUAAAAGUAAAGGAGCUAUGUGACUGUCUUAGAUACUGCCUGAUGUUAAGUUUGACUAAAUCAAGCUACCUGCUGAGGGAAGUGCAAGUUCUCACACCUGGGAACAAAAAAUAAGGGCAGCGAUAUCAGCAGAAAAUAGACUUUCCAGCUCCAAGCUUUUAGGCAGAAGAAAGAAAGAAGAAGCAGAUGGCGUGGUCACAGAGUCAAGAGGCUUCGGGUUCUCUGCAAGCUACUGAAGCCAGAUGCUGGAGGAAAAUAGUCAAUAGCCAAAGGGUCACAUUACACAGUUUUCCAUUCAAUCUGUGAGAUUCAUCCUGUGGGGCUAGGGCAGAAGGGGAAGCUUUGCAGUAGAUUUUCCUGCUGGUAGUGAAUUUGGGAGAUUCUCCAAAGAUGGUGGGAAACACCUGGAAGCAGUCAAUUGAUGUUGUUACUCAGUGAUACUGCGUGUGGGCAGUAUGAUGGCUCUCAGUUCCAGGGACCUGAAUUCAAUUUCAGCCUUGGGUGAAUAUCUGUGCGGUGGUUACAUGUUCUUGGCGUGUCUGCAUGGAUUUCUGCCAGGUGCUUUGGAUUCCUCACACAAUCCAAGAUGUGCAGGUUAGCUGGAGUGACCAUGGUAAAUGAGGGAUUGUGGGGAUGGGGUGGGAUGCUCUUUGGAGGGUCAGUGCAGGCUCAUUGGGCUAAAUGGCUUUAGUCUGCACUGUAAGGAUUCUGUGAUAUGGAGAAAUGAAUACCAUUGGAAUCUGGAAGUAACUGGGAACUGUUUGCAAUGAAGACUAUAAUUCUGUGGAAGAAUGUAAAGUAUUUCAAAAAUGAACU
Molecule: messenger RNA, 8148 nt
Organism: Hemiscyllium ocellatum (epaulette shark)
Lineage: Eukaryota; Metazoa; Chordata; Chondrichthyes; Orectolobiformes; Hemiscylliidae
Product: adhesion G protein-coupled receptor A3
Exons: 19
Coding region: 877-4806 (1309 amino acids)
Biological process (GO): cell surface receptor signaling pathway; G protein-coupled receptor signaling pathway
Cellular component (GO): postsynaptic density; glutamatergic synapse; plasma membrane
Molecular function (GO): G protein-coupled receptor activity; protein binding
Source: RefSeq, a predicted model, not a curated record